AUGACAGACUGCGACCACGACGUGGGCACCCCACAGGGUGCACAUGACAAGGCCACUAUGAUGAUCCCGCUCGCAUCUUCGUCUCCCUCCACGCGUAGUCUUCCUCGGUUGUCUGACCAGAAGCUGGAAAAGGUCCCCAAGUUCUUGAAAGCUGCGUCUCGCCCCAAGCCCAACACUUCCCUAUGCUUGAACCAGGACAUCCCAGUGGUCCAAGGUUUGUGCUUUAAAAACAUAGCUGAGGCUCAGCGAUCGAUGGCUCUUGCUCAGUGGCACGCACCUCGAGACGACGAUACCAUUCCAAAGACCGAGGAAGAGUAUCGCGAUAUUGCUAAGAUGCUGGUGGAUGCUUUCAUGGAUAUGCGCAUCGCCAAGGACACCGCGACCAACGCCUAUCGCAAGCGUUUCACUCCAGGUGAAUCUGUCUACUACCAGGACUGGGCCAUUGAAGCUUGUGCAUGGGAUAUCAUUUCCAAGGUCAUGUCUAUCCACACGGAAGGCUUUAAGGUUCCGAUCUACGACAAGUCCAUCGUUGACUGUAUUGGCCAGACCCAGAAUUGGCUGUUCCAAGACCGGAUUAACUGGAUUUGCCAAGUUGUCAGGAGCUCCAAGCACGUCGCUGUUACUCUUAUGAAGCAUGAGAAGAACUGGACUACGAUCGGCGCGCCCCACAAGCUCUACAGCAGCACACUUGUCAAUUGCAUCUCGAAUGCCCACCGCGGCAAGUGGGUCAAGGAUGGUCGUGAAGCAGAUAAGAAUCAUCAAGAGCGAUCUAUCAAGGGCAAGCGCACCAAGGACCAGCUGGCUAUCUCUAAUGGUGACGGUGUUGGCAUGGACCCUGGAACUGCUGCUGGAGCUGAAGAGACAGAAACGCUGCAGCGAGAGCUUACGCGCAAGCGUCAGAAGAUUGAGCACAUCACAUCUGACGGCAAAGACGUCGAUAUGGAUGAUGCAAUCACUGGGGAUUCUGAUGCUGGUGUGCAUUCUCUCAAGAAGCCCGAAAAGAGCCUCAAGCCGAGCAAGUCUUUCAUCAACUCCCCACGUCCCGAUAAGGAGAUGAUCGCCCUCUUCUAUGGAGCACUGUCCACGAAGUCUGUUGCUGUUGUUCCCGGACAAGAUACCGGCAAGCAUAGCGCCCAAGCAGACGAAGCCGUUUCUGAAGAUGUCGACCGGUCAAAGUCUCCCCACAAGGACUCUGUCGGGGAGGGCGAAUACAACAAGGACACUUCUGUCGAGAAGAAGAUGAAGAAGCACCACAACAUCACGGUUGGCCUCAAUUAUCACCCCAAUGUAGAUACCAAGGGCGGAUUUGAGUUCGACAACGGUUCGGAGCUUUCUGAAGCCCUCGAUGGUCUGCUCUCCGACACCUCGUACGCUUCUCCUACCAGCAAGAAGACGGACGACCUCAAGGGCAGCCCUUCAACUCUAGAUCCUCGUACCCACGAUGCCGUUCACCUAGACGGCGCGUAUAUGUUAGCCUCGCUGCACACCGGCCGUUAA
Alternaria atra is the source of this 1497-nucleotide messenger RNA. RefSeq lists its product as uncharacterized. The transcript has 4 exons. The record is from RefSeq and is a predicted model, not a curated record. The coding region runs from base 1 to 1497 and encodes 498 amino acids. NCBI's taxonomy places the organism in Eukaryota, Fungi, Ascomycota, Dothideomycetes, Pleosporales, Pleosporaceae.